Molecule: messenger RNA, 593 nt
Organism: Poecilia reticulata (guppy)
Lineage: Eukaryota; Metazoa; Chordata; Actinopteri; Cyprinodontiformes; Poeciliidae
Source: RefSeq, a predicted model, not a curated record
CGUCCGUCCGGGUUGCUGCCACGUCAAUGGUUUCGUCAUCAUUAUCAACAUAAAACAUGGCGACAUCUGUCCGAGAAAAGCAAACAGUCGCCUUAAAGCGAAUGUUGAACUUCAACACUCCUCCUCUGAAGAACGCAGCAGCUGAGCCAGUAUGGAAGGUGUUAAUAUACGACAGAUUUGGUCAAGAUAUCAUCUCUCCACUGCUGUCGGUCAAAGAGCUGCGAGACAUGGGCAUCACUCUUCAUCUACUUCUUCAYUCGGACAGAGAUCCUAUUCCCGACGUUCCUGCCAUCUACUUCYUAAUGCCCACAGAGGAGAACAUCGACAGGAUCUGUCAGGUGUUUGAUCAGUACCUGAACUUCAUCACCCUGGAAGAUGACAUGUUCAUCCUCUGCCACCAAAACAAAGAGCUCAUCUCUUACCAUGCCAUCAACAGAGCAGACAUCCAAGACACAGACAUGGAGGCCAUAAUGGACACCAUCGUAGACAGCCUCUUCUGUUUCUUUGUUACUCUGGGUGCAGUGCCAAUCAUCCGAUGCCCCAGGGGAAACGCUGCAGAGAUGGUGGCUGUGGUAAGUCUAUCUUCUAUCUGA